GCACAUUUAAGUUACCUUAUUAUGUAAACUUCAUUCGUUUGCAAAGGAUCCGGAAUUUGUUUAGAUUUUAUCCUCUUUGUUGAAUCGAAAGAUUAGCGUUUUUAUUGAAAGUCAUGGGUUUCAACGAAAACCUAUACAUGAUAGGAUCUACUUUACUUGUGUUGGGAUAUACUUGUGCAACUGUAAGAGGUAGUGAUUCAUUCACAUAUGAAAGUAAUAACAAGAAAACCUCGGAACCAGCAUGCUACGGCUCUACUUACACAAGUUUUGUCAACUUAAGUUGUCCACAGCCAGAGGUCGUGUAUCCAUUAGAAGUGUAUGUCGGAGCGAAGCCUAAUUCUACGGGAUGUCUUGACUUUGAAAACGAUUACACAGAACAUGAUAAGGAUUUAAAAGAAAAGUGUUGCAGAAAUAUAAACGAGACCACUGAUUGCACUGGCGAAUACAACGGCCCAAACAGGACACUAAUUAUUGAAACUUGCAUGGGUCUUAGCCUUUGUAAAAAUAUACACGUUGUAUGGGAAUCGACCAGCAAUAUGUCUUGCUCGGCUGAAUAUCACUAUAAAUCAACAACUAAUUACGCAUAUCUAGAUUAUUUCUGCAUAAAAAAAGCCACAAUAGGAACGCCAGUUCGAAAUCACAGAUAUCAAAGCCGUAAUUCCGGCAUGUUUUAUCUAACAGCCAACGAUAUUAACUCUUACAAGAGUGGCAUGUUGGACCGAAAUGUUACAUGCAGUAUAACAGCGUCUACUAACCUUUCAACCAUUGAGGUCUGGAUUAUGGACCUUCGAUUCCGAAGAGAAUCCCUCCAGAAAGUGGUUAUAUAUGAUGGAUCGACGGGAAAACGGUUAGGAGGGUCAAAUCAUACUCGGCCAUUUUUGCAGCCGAUUUCAAGUUCCUCCAGUAUUAAUAUUACCUUCGAAACAGUCAGGAGCAGUGACGAGUUUCUUUGGCUCGGGUUUGCAGCAAAUGAUGCCUAUAUUGUGAUUGCGUGUGACGUAUCAGAUGGGACGCAAAUCACAGGCGAUGUUGAACCACUCUCCCAGGAAAAAAAGCAGAAUGGUUAUAUGGUAGCUGGCAUAGCUGGAGGGAUUGGGUUUCUAGCAGUCUGUGUUAUAAUUGGCUUUAUGGUGCACAGAAGGAUCAAAGCAAACAAAACAAAUAGAAAAGUAGAAGAUGACAGAAGAAACCUUCCAAAAAACGAAGACACUCCUGGAAUGAACAAUGUAUCAAACAACGUUAAAGAGCUGCAAUAGCUUCGGAAGUGUCAACUUAAGGCUGAAAAAAACAUUAUCACACAUAGCCGAGUGGAUAAAGUGUCGAGCUUGUGAUCAGUACAUUCCGAAUUCGAAUUCUGAAGGGUUUUUUCUUGUCACUUUUUUUUACCUCCAUUUUUCCCAAACUGCACAUUUUUCUCUUUUUUGACAUACAUAUAUGUACAGUUUAUUUAUUAUUAUAUCUUUUAUAAUCAAAUAAUUAACUGUUAAUUUGAGAGACUUUUUCCAGGUGUGUUAUUCACCUUAACAUUUUUUAUAUUGAACGAUGAUGAUACAAUAUUUUUGCGAUUAUAAAUAUUGAUGUGCGAUUUUAGUGGAUACGACACAUGAAAUGAGUAGGUAGAAAAUGCCACAUUUGAUUGAUUCAUUGUUCCACGUUAAAAAUAUUCCUUAGAAUCUUAUACGGUUGUUUUCCAUCCGAGGCUUAAAGAAUAUGAAGUGAUUAUGAUAAAUAUAUACAUGUAAAUCUGUUUUUCAUAAUACUCUCACACAGUAAAGAAGUGUGUGUAACAAUAGAUUAUUUUCUCGUAAUACUUAAUCAUGUGUUAUGAUUUUGAUUCUACUGUCAUUACAUCCGAUUUAUUAUUAGUUACCUUCGUCGAUUUAUUUCUAAAGUCGUUUUUUUUUAUAAAUACACCCGCACGAUAUUGUCCAUAUCAAAAUGGUCAUUAACUACUAGAUAAAUGUCAACGUUAUAAAAGGCUCUUAAAACUUUUGAUAGAUACAUGUAUGUUACCAUCAAACCAAGUACGUUCCUUUUUAAUUUGAAGUUUCUCUCUAAAAAUACACGUACAACUUGGAAAAUGUGCAUGCUAUGUUUAAAGAGGCAUGCAUGGUUACGAUUUUGGUUAAAAUUCUUUGACCGAUUUUUAUAUUUACAAUUCGGCAUUUUUGAUAGGCAACCGAAAUUUAUAGGGUUUUUCGUUGAGUUAUAAGCAAGUUACAGAGCUUAAAAUUCUCUCCAUUGAAUGUAAAAAGGCGUUUGUUUACAUUACAAACGUGAAAUAAAAAUCUAGUUUUAGACCUAAAAUAAAUGUGUUAAACGUUAGAAACUGUUUAUCUACGCUGAAAUACAUAAAAAGAUUGACAAAUGAGAUGGAAACAAAAUUUUUACUUGUAUAUUGAACUUAGUAUGUAAACAAAAACAGAUCAGGAGCCUUGUUUACAUGACAAAGAAUUGUGAGCCCUCUAUCUUGCUUAUUACUCCACGAAUGACUCUCAAAUUUUAAUUGAUCAUUAGAAAUACAUUAUAUUCCUAAAGUAUUGUAAAAAAUAAAAACAAAAAAAUAAAAUUUGACCAAAAUCGUAACCAUACCACUUGAAACAAUGAGAUGCUUUUUAUCGUGCCAGCACAUACAUAUUUAGAGUGACAAGGGAGACUCCACUAUAUCACCAGUUGAAAUGAACAACAUGGUCAAGUAAAUGCAGAAGCAUAAUUGUUUUCAAGGAAAUGUAUUUAUAAAUACAUUGAAAUUAGUCAGAUUUAAAAUGGUUCGAGCAAUUUAGACAUUUUUAUUACAGUCGAAUUUCUACUCCAGAGUUCAAUAUUGCUUGGAUCCAAUUAUUUCGACUAUUGAUACACAAUGCAUCGUAGAGUUUGAUGGAAUGAAUGCUAACUUUAAAUAUUUUAUCUCUUGCUUGAAAGCCUUGUCGAAAAAGUCCAAUAAUUCAUAUUAGAAAAAAAAUGUGCGUAUUUAUUAAUAUACAGCUAUAAGAAACUACUUGCUCUGUAAAAUUUCAUAUCUUUGUUUUUAAAAUAUAAUAAUCAACAAGUUACUGUCCUUUAAAAAAGGACUACAUUACGUGGACCAUUUGCAUGUGUUUCCAACGAAAACGUGAAAGUCUUAAGAUUAUCAGAGAUUCCACCGACUCUAGCCCUCUGCUUUUUACCACUUAAUUUUGUACGUUGUAUUACGUAUAUAGCCCGGACUUUUUAUCUCAGAAUUUAAAGGGUUCAUACUUCUAAAAUAAUUUUGAUCUAUCUAUGAAUGAAGUUUGCAUGUAUAGUAUCAGGCAUUCGGUGAAUUCUACUAUUUGCGCACACAUUACGAUUCGCACUACUUUGUUAACUAUGCAGUGACAGCUUUGUAGAAAUAAAAAUUUCAUAUUU
Magallana angulata is the source of this 3387-nucleotide messenger RNA. RefSeq lists its product as uncharacterized. The transcript is spliced from 6 exons. Lineage: Eukaryota; Metazoa; Mollusca; Bivalvia; Ostreida; Ostreidae. Bases 114 to 1256 code for a protein of 380 amino acids. The record is from RefSeq and is a predicted model, not a curated record.